Molecule: messenger RNA, 1443 nt
Organism: Ustilaginoidea virens
Lineage: Eukaryota; Fungi; Ascomycota; Sordariomycetes; Hypocreales; Clavicipitaceae
Exons: 2
Coding region: 1-1443 (480 amino acids)
Biological process (GO): ergosterol biosynthetic process; isoprenoid biosynthetic process
Cellular component (GO): cytoplasm
Molecular function (GO): ATP binding; mevalonate kinase activity
Source: RefSeq, a predicted model, not a curated record
AUGCCCGACGUCACAAACAGCACCACCGGUCGCAAUGGCAAUGGAAAUGGCGCAAGCGUCAACCGCAAGCAGUCCAGUCCCAUGGCUCCUACGUUCAUGGUAUCUGCCCCCGGAAAGGUCAUUGUCUUUGGGGAGCACUCGGUUGUCUACGGCAAGGCCGCCGUCGCUGCUGCCAUCUCACUGCGAUCCUACCUCCACGUCACGACGCUUUCAAAGUCGAAACGAACCGUGUCCCUGCGUUUCCCAGACAUCGACCUCUUGCAUACCUGGAACAUUGACGACUUGCCCUGGAACGUGUUCCAGCAACCGUCCAAGAAGAAGUACUACUACUCUCUUGUCACCGAGCUUGAUCCCGACCUUUUGACCGCUCUCGACCCCCAUGUCGAGGUCAUCUCCCCGGACAGGGCCGAGGACAUUCGCCACAUCCACAGGAAUUCCGCCCGCGCGUUCCUUUACCUCUUUCUCUCUCUGGGGUCGCCCUCGUCUCCGGGAUGUCUGUACACGCUGCGAUCCACGAUACCGAUCGGCGCGGGCUUGGGAAGCAGUGCUUCGAUUGCCGUCUGCGUCUCGACCGCCCUCCUGAUCCAACUGCGGACGCUAUCCGGCCCGCACCCGGACCAACCUUCCGAGGAAGCGCGCCUGCAGAUCGAGCGCAUCAACCGAUGGGCGUUUGUGUACGAAAUGUGCAUCCACGGCACGCCGUCGGGGGUCGACAACACCGUGGCCACCCAAGGCAAGGCGGUCGUCUUUAGAAAAACCAGCGACCCGAAAUCGCCAGCCGUGCGGCCCCUGUGGGAUUUUCCCGAGCUGCCGCUGCUGCUGGUCGACACGAGGCAGCCGAAAUCGACGUUUAACCAGGUGGCCAAGGUGGCCAAGCUCAAAGCCGCCCACCCCAAGCUGGUCGGCUCGAUCCUGGACGCCAUGGACCAGGUAGCCGGCUCGGCGGCCCAGCUCAUCGCGGGCGGCGGGAAACUCGGCGAGCAAGGCGCAGACAGCCUGAGGCAGCUGGGCGAUCACAUGAGCAUCAACCACGGGCUCUUGGUCUCGCUCGGCGUGUCGCACCCGCGCCUGGAGAGGGUGCGGGAGCUGGUGGACCACGAGGGCAUCGGCUGGACAAAGCUCACGGGCGCCGGGGGCGGAGGCUGCUCCAUCACGCUGCUGCGCCCGGACGUGGCCCGGCAGGAGCUGGGCAGGCUGAAGGAGCGGCUGCACGCGGAGGGGUACGCAGACUUUGUGACGACGCUCGGCGGCGACGGCGUGGGCGUGCUGUGGCCGGCGGUGCUGAAGAACGGCAUGGACGAGGACGACGAGGGGGGCAUGGAGAUUGACGUGGACCUGUUUCUAAAUACCCAGGGCACCGAGGGGGUGGAGAGGCUGGUUGGGGUGCACGGCGACGGGGGGGAGCGAGAGGGAUGGAAGUUUUGGCAAGUCGAGGGGCCAUGA